AGGUCCUGUGGCAGAGCUGCUGCAUGAGCAGUGUCCCCAGCGAGGGAGUGCCUGAUGCUGGCUGUCAUGGCUGAUCCUGCCCUGGAAGAACAUGUGUCCCAGGUGCCUGAGCUGUGUUCCGAGUGUGGCCAGUCCCACCUGGUGCUGGACAAUCACCUCUACAACUUCCAGGACGAGGUGGACGAUGAGCUCAUCUGCCACAUCUGCCUGCAGCCCCUGCUGCAGCCCAUGGACACCCCCUGCGGGCACACCUACUGCUUCAGGUGCCUCGAGAACUUCAUGCAGGAGUACAGCUUCUGCCCCAUGGACAGGAAGAAGCUCUCCUUCCAGCAGUGCCACAAGUCCAGCCUGCUGGUCCGGAACCUGCUGGAUAAGCUGAUUGUGCUGUGUCCCUUCAAGGCCGAGUGCCAGCAGACCAUGCAGCGCUGUGAGCUGGAGGCUCAUCUGCACAACAGGUGUCCCGGGUUCAAGAAAUACAAAUCUGAACUACAGAGGAAAAAGAAUCCCAUUUCCAAAGGGAAGGAAGAUCCUCCCACCAAGGGGGAGACAAACACACCCAAGGAUGCAGAGGUACCAGGUGGAGGCUCAUCACUUGUGGCAGAAAGCUCUGGAGCUGCUGUGGUGUCACUGGGGACUGCUGAGCCUGGGCUGGUUAAUCCAGCUUUUGAGGAGACUGAAGAAGACCUCCCUCACAGAACGAGUCUUGUGGCUGAAACCACCACCAUUGAAAUCCACCGAGAAGACCUGGAGGAGGAGCUGGGGAUAAGGAUUGUGGGGGGUAAAGACACCCCACUGGGGAACAUUGUUGUUCAGGAAGUGCUGCGGGACUCUGUGAUUGCUGCAGAUGGGAGAAUAGCACCUGGGGACCAUAUUCUGGAGGUGAAUGGUGUCAACAUCAGCAGUGUGACUCACUGUCAGGCUGUCUCCUUCCUGCGCCACCCAGGCCCUGUUCUCCACCUCAUGGUCCUGCAGGAAAAGGGCUUUUCCAACAAGACUGCACAGCAGGAUUCCAGUUCUGCAAACCGGGAAGUGAUCCACGUCACCUUGAUCAAGAGAGACCGCUCCGAACCCUUGGGAAUCAAACUGAUCAGGAAGACUGACGAGGCUGGGAUUUUUAUUCUGGAUCUCUUAGAGGGAGGUUUGGCAGCCAAAAAUGGGAGGCUGAGUCGGAAUGACAGAGUGCUGUCAAUAAAUGGGCAGGAUCUGAGGCAAGGGACACCUGAGGCCGCAGCACAGAUCAUCCAGACCACUGAAUCCAGAGUGAACUUUGUGAUCCUGAGGCAGCCCGGGGUGCAGCUGCCAGAGCCAGCAGAGGAUGGCAGCUCCUCCAACAGCAGCAGCAGCAGCAGCAGCAGUGGGGGCAGCCCUGUCCACCACCGGAGGCGGCUGGACCAGAACCACUACAGACGGAAAUCCACCUACCAGAAGGAUUUACCUCAGGGAUAUGCAAGUCAUGAAAAGACAGUUGCAAUCAAAAAGGAACCGAAGGAAUCUUUAGGAAUAACAAUUGGAGGUGGAAGAGAUAACAAAAACAAGCUCCCUAUUUAUGUAACGAGUGUGCAGCCCAUCGGGUGCCUCUUCAGGGAUGGCAGAAUCAAGAGAGGAGAUGUACUUUUGAGCAUCAAUGGCAUUGAUUUGACUCAUCUGAACUAUUAUGAAGCUGUGGCAGCACUGAAAUCUAAUGCUGCUUCCCACUCAGUCACACUGAAAGCCUUGGAAAUCCUUUCCCUCAACUCGCCAGAGGCACCCCUGGACGUCAGGGAGCAGGGAUUCAGCUGGUCCCCCCUCUGGAUCACAUGGCUGGGACUGCCCAGCUACCUGCACUUCUGCCAGGAUAUUGUCCUGAGUAAAGGGAACCUGGAGAGCUGGGGCUUCAGCAUCGUUGGGGGCUUUGAGGAGAGCAAAGGAAACCAGCCCUUCUUCAUCAAAACCAUCGUGCCCGGCACUCCUGCCUUCCGGGACAGGAAGCUCAAGUGUGGAGACGAGAUCGUGGCCGUGAACGGAGUCCCGGCCAUCGGAAUGAGCAACGCGGAGCUGAUCCCGAUGCUGAAGGAGCAGCGCAACAAAGUCACCCUGACGGUGGUGUCCUGGCCAGGGAGCCUCGUGUGACAGCUCACACCAUCCAGCACUGCCUGCGGGAUCAGGGACCAGCUGCCACCACGGGGGACACAUGGACCCAGGGCCUGCUCCACUCCUGCUCCCGGGGCAGUGCCAGGGAGGACACUUUGCUUCCUUCCUGUGGAAAACAUUUUCCUGUGCCAAGGUUGUCACCAAAUCUGGCAGUUGAACUCCGAGGAACAGUUAAUCCAACAGUUGUGGCUUCCCAGGCUCAUUAAAACUCCUUAGGUUGCUGUUGCAGAGGAAGCUCUUCCCAGCGUUUCUCACAACCUGCCUUGGAGGCUGGUCAGGCACUUCCCUUGAUUUUAGGGCUCAGCUUUCCUUUUCCUAUUUUGAUCAGGUUAAACCAGUGGCUCUUAGGAGCUGCUAAUAAAUCAUUCUGUAGGGACAGGGACCCACUCUUGAUAUUUUCAGGUUUCAGUAACCCAGGGAAUGUGUUAAUACAUUGAAAAAACCAAUGGUAACUCAGAGCUGGCACCUGAAGAGCUGCUGGGGCAGGAUGGUGGGGCUGUGUUGACCCGUACGAAGGUCCUGUCAUAAAUCCUGGUUUAGGAUCCUGCCAACUCCACUGAUUUAUUGCAAAUGGACAAUUUAAACUGCUUAAAGAACCCCUUUCAAAGGGAGCAGCAGAAGUGGUUUCACUGACAUGUGAUGUUGCAGAGUGUGACUUUAGCAGAGGGCGAUGGCAAGGCUCACAGAGAAGCUUCCCUGGUUUUAUGACUUGAUAAAGCAGCUUUUCCCACAGAAGGCAGGUGAUUCAGUAAACAGGCUGUAACCAGCACCCUGUGUCCCACAUGCUGUCUGUGAUUCUCUCAGCUGCCUGGCUUUCCCUUAUCAAUCCCAGUGCCCAAGGCGGGGUUGGGGCAGGGGGAGGAGCCCCUGCAUGGUCAGGCAGA
Manacus vitellinus (golden-collared manakin) is the source of this 3014-nucleotide messenger RNA. Its product is annotated as ligand of Numb protein X 2. Gene Ontology annotation, molecular function: protein binding; metal ion binding; ubiquitin-protein transferase activity. The record is from RefSeq and is a predicted model, not a curated record. The transcript is spliced from 9 exons. The coding region runs from base 55 to 2109 and encodes 684 amino acids. NCBI's taxonomy places the organism in Eukaryota, Metazoa, Chordata, Aves, Passeriformes, Pipridae.